Molecule: messenger RNA, 525 nt
Organism: Tetrahymena thermophila SB210
Lineage: Eukaryota; Ciliophora; Oligohymenophorea; Hymenostomatida; Tetrahymenidae
Product: GAF domain protein, putative
Exons: 2
Molecular function (GO): protein binding
Source: RefSeq, a predicted model, not a curated record
AUGUCAACUAUCGACCAAGAGGCUAAUAAGAUAAUUUAUGAAAAGGCUUUUAAAUAGCUUUAAGACUUUUUAGAAUACUACAAUACUAAGAAUAAAUUAACCUUCGAAGCUAAGCUUACCUCUAUUGCAUCUGUAGUAAAAAAUUUGAUUCCAGAUUUCUUCUUUGUUGGAUUCUAUGUUGUUGUUGAUGAAUUAGACUCAUAAGGAAAUAAAACUGGAAACAAAGUUCUAGAAGUUGGUCCUUAUCAAUCAACUAUAUUAGCAACUCCUAGAAUCGCCAUAGGUAAAGGUGUUUGUGGUACAGCAUGGUAAGAAGCCAAAACUCAAGUUGUUAACAAUGUAAAAGAAUGCAAAAAUUACAUUGCAUGUGAUAACGAAACCUUAAGUGAAGUUGUCAUCCCUGUAUUCAAUAAAACUACUAAUGAAGUAGUAGCAGUUUUUGAUAUAGAUUCAACAACUUUAAAUAGAUUUACUCCUUUUGAUGUUGAGUAAUUAGAAAAAAUUACUGCUUUAGUAUACUAAUGA